This is a messenger RNA of Phyllopteryx taeniolatus (common seadragon), 3449 nucleotides long. RefSeq names its product transmembrane protein 87B (gene tmem87b). Gene Ontology annotation, biological process: retrograde transport, endosome to Golgi. The record is from RefSeq and is a predicted model, not a curated record. Gene Ontology annotation, cellular component: membrane; Golgi apparatus. Bases 34 to 1749 code for a protein of 571 amino acids. NCBI's taxonomy places the organism in Eukaryota, Metazoa, Chordata, Actinopteri, Syngnathiformes, Syngnathidae. The transcript is spliced from 19 exons.
CUCGUAAAGGCAAUUUUCACGCGUUUAGACAACAUGGCAGCUGUUCCAAUGAGAACGUGGAGAUAUUUGACCACGGAGAGUUUCUAUUCCUGGAUAUUUCUUUAUUUGCUCUUAUUCGUUACUAUAGAAACAGCCGCUGCUGCUCCAGAGACGGGAUUAUGGAAAAUUACUGCUUUAAGUCAGACCUCAAGACCGCUACUGUUAAGAAAAUCCAUGUUCAAAGACACUAACAUUGAAAUGAAAGUUGUGUCUUUUGGCUGUCCUGAGGAUGUGACAUUCACCAUCCAGUGGUAUUUGAAAUACUACCCCUGCCACAAUGAUUUCAAUAACAUUGAAGAAAUGUAUGAGCGAACACCGCUGAGUCGUGGGCAGAGCCUUGAUCCGAAUCCCCUUGUACAAGGAGAGUACAUCGAGCAUAAACACAAGCCUAUAAUGUGUAACAGUGAACUGCGCUCCUUUCCAACAUUUAAAAAAGCCAAGGCGGAACCCCGACCUGUCAGUCCACAUGUUGAGGGAGAAGUGUUGGAUGAAAGUGACAUCAGGUGGAUUACUGAGGAGUAUGACAGUGACACAGUGACAAGCAGCGGUACAACGGUCAAAGACAAUGUCAUAGCCUCCACAUGGACGGAUGGGCCUUACCUACUCGUGGUGAAAAUUGUGCCCAGUAAACAAGAUGUUAACUGGAAUUUAACUAUGAAUGUGGUGAUGAAAGGCAGGCAUGGCUACAUUUCCAUCACAGAAUACCCUCUCAUGAUUUUUUACAUGGUUAUGUGCGUGGUGUACAUCCUGUUCGCUCUGUUGUGGUUCACUUGGGCUGCCUGCUACUGGAAAGACAUACUGAGAAUCCAGUUUUGGAUUGCCGGCGUUAUAUUCCUAGGUAUGGUGGAGAAGGCGGUCUUCUGCGCUGAAUAUGAAAACACCAAUGCUGUAGGCUCUGCUUCUCCAGGCCUGCUGAUUUUUGCUGAGCUGGUCUCGGCCCUCAAAAGAACUAUAGCCCGAUUGCUUGUCAUCAUUGUCAGCCUAGGCUAUGGCAUUGUAAAGCCUCGAUUGGGGACAGUAAUGCACAGAGUGGUUGGUCUCGGAGUUCUCUACUUAGUCUUUGCUGCAAUUGAAGGUGUACUGAGGAUAACUGGGGCAAAAGACUCUGACUUGGCCCUGCUGGCCAACAUUCCCCUGGCUCUGCUUGACUCCUCUCUAUGCUGGUGGAUUUUUGUCAGCCUGGCUCAAACCAUCAAGACUCUGAAGCUGAGAAAAAACCCAGUCAAGUUAUCCCUCUACAGGCACUUCACAAACACACUCAUAUUUGCAGUCAUUGCUUCCAUCAUUUUCAUGGGUUGGACAGCAAAGAAAUUUCGUCUAGCAGAUUGCCAGUCGGAUUGGGUUGAGCUGUGGGUGGAAGAUGCUUUCUGGAGGUUUUUGUUCUCUCUCAUUCUACUUGUCAUAAUGUUCCUAUGGAGACCGUCUGCAAACAACCAAAGGUACGCUUUCACACCUCUCAUUGACGACUCAGAUGAUGAGGAAAUCGAGGAAUUUAUUGCCUCUCCAAACAUUGCUGAUGGCAUUAAACUGAGAGGCACAAAAAAUGAGGCAAAUAGUGCAGUGACAUCUCCAGAAACAAACCCGGAAGAGGACUUGAAGUGGGUUGAGGAAAACAUUCCAAGCUCUCUCACUGAUGUAGCCCUUCCUGUUUUACUUGACUCUGAUGAGGAAAGCAUGACGACCAAGUAUGAGAUGUCCAAGCUGGAGUGAGGGGAAACCUUCAAAGCUGUCAGCGGAGGAUGAGGGGCCUACUCGCGACUCUGCAGUUGUCUUCUGUGCACAGUUGCAUCUUAUUACUGGUGGCAGGUAAUGGUGGAGCUCUACUAAUGACCUUCCACCAUCGAAACUGUUUUUUCCCCUCUCAACAACUGGUUCAUCUUUGCCCUGACAGAAUCAGUUUGAGCCUUUCUUUCCAAAGAGGUGAAUUGAUUUUAUAUUAUGUGCUGUAUUUAUUUGCGUUAUGUCUACUUUACAGGAGUUUUUCUACAAGUAAGAACAGAGGGCCUCAUGCAUGAACAUACUCAAAGACACACAAUGUGUUUUUGAGGUGUUUCAAAUGAGAUUAUUUAUGAAGAUAGAGAUAGAUAGCCAACAGGAAUUAAACUUUUAUCUCAUUGAUUUAAAGUGGCGGCACGGUGGACGACUGGUUAGAGCGUCAGCCUCACAGUUCUGAGGACCCGGGUUCAAUCCCUGGCCCCGCCUGUGUGGAGUUUGCAUGUUCUCCCCGUGCCUGCGUGGGUUUUCUCCGGGCACUCCGGUUUCCUCCCACAUCCCAAAAACAUGCAUUAAUUGGAGACUCUAAAUUGCCCGUAGGCAUGACUGUGAGUGCGAAUGGUUGUUUGUUUCUAUGUGCCCUGCGAUUGGCUGGCAACCAGUUCAGGGUGUACCCCGCCUCCUGCCCGAUGACAGCUGGGAUAGGCUCCAGCACGCCCACGACCCUAGUGAGGAGAAGCGGUUCAGAAAAUGGAUGGAUGGAUGGAUGAUUUAAAGUGGGAUUUAGCAAACAUGCAUGUUUCAUGUACUGGUGAGACAUGAUGUUGAGAUGACAACAUUGGAAGAGAACAUUUUGCGUCUAUGCACUUUCACCAUCAAAACUGUGCCUACAUGUCGUUCUUGUAUGAAGCCUGAUAUUCCAAUAGUCUCAGUGUUGAUGUGUCACUUAGUGUGUGAUUGGGAAGACUGAAAACUUACAUCAUUUGUACAAUUAAACCACAAGCGGGUUCAGUAGUUAAUUAAAGGAGCGGGUGGACUUGUGUGUCUUUGGAGCAAUAUACUGUAUGUCUAAGGAAUUUUGUAGCUUCAUUCUUAUUUAUUUAUGAUGAAAGUGUACUUAAAAGUCGUGUUCGCCGUUUCUCUGUUCACACUGUCUUCUUCAGAGCUGUAUUGGGCAAACGCCAAUUUGCUUUUUUCUUGACCAAGUUUGCGUUCUGUGCUUAUUUACACAAACACCUUAACAUUCUCGUUUAUUUUUUCCUGUUUUUUGAAAAUGUCUGCUGGGUGGUGCUGUCAUUGUAGUUUGGAGUAUAAGAGCACUGUUGUCAUGUUGUGUGUGAUGCUUUCAUUGGUUAGCAAAAGCACAAGCUGAUCACCUCCAGAGGAUUAUAAUAUUGUAAUGUCAAUGUUCACAAUCGUUUCCUUUUCAGGCGUUGUAAGAAACAGAGAAUGUGUUUAUGAUGGCCAGCAGUCAUUUGAUUGGUUGAUUGGUUUGAUUGAUUUACAGACACCUGCACCUUGAAUAUUUGUACAGAUGCCUGAUUUGUUCUUUGCCAUAAUUAUGCCUGAGUUAUAAGUGGUUAUACUUGAGUUUUCCAGGUUGGGAAGUGUUCAAAUAAGAUGUACAGGAGUAUGUUGGUUUCCUGGACUAUAAUUUGGUCUGUUUUUACUGCAAUAAAAGGAAUUAUUUUACAGUG